CCCCUAUUUUCCAGGAUCCUCCACUGCUUCAGGCUUUCAAUCCCAAUGCAAACCCCACCCCGUAUUUCUGAUGAGGAGGCCAAGCUUUACUACCCUGGCCUACCCUCCCGCCCGAUCCUGGUCGCCCGAACCGGUUCCACUUGGGAGGCGCCGACUGGCCCAGAGGCGUACCCCAGGCUCAAGGAGCUCAGAGUCGUAGGGAAUCAUGAAAUCAAUGAGGUCUGGGAGGACGACCUGGCUCUGAAGGUACACGCCAUCCUGCGUGAAGAGAAGAUGGACUGGUCCAGCACCGACGUCCUCCGCAUCGCUGGUGGCGGCGCCGCGGAUUCCUCUGACUUGACCUAUGUAUGUCAUGCCCAUCAGCUUCAUCCUGAAGACCAUCCGUAGCAAUGAGGCCCUCGCCAAGGCCUACAUCAAGUCGGGUCCGUCCGUCUAGGCCACCCCGAAAUUACCC
Fomitopsis serialis is the source of this 454-nucleotide messenger RNA. RefSeq lists its product as uncharacterized. Bases 46 to 387 code for a protein of 113 amino acids. The record is from RefSeq and is a predicted model, not a curated record. The transcript has a single exon. NCBI's taxonomy places the organism in Eukaryota, Fungi, Basidiomycota, Agaricomycetes, Polyporales, Fomitopsidaceae.